UCUUUCAGCGUACACAUCACACUCAGAACUUUGUACUAAACUUUUACAUAGGAGAAUUUAAAAUAUAAUCAUUUACAAUCUUGACCUUACUAAAACAAAAAAAAAUCAAAACCACAAAAAUUGUCUUAUCGCAAAAAGAGUUUUCAAUUCCAAUUUCGACAUACAUAUUUAUUCAUAAAAGAUGACCAAGAAUACCACGACGUGGCGACCAAGGGUCGCAACCGCCGUAGUGAUGACAGUUUUUAUUCUUUUCUGGUACAAAAUAGCGUCGUGGCUACCGCCUAAAAAUUCUAACAGUGAUUCGAAACACCUCAACGGUUCCUCGUCCAGCGUAAUGAUUUCAGUCCCGAUUGAGACGGUCAUGUCUGGAGAACCCGUCCAACUGGGGCAGGAUGAUUCUCGCGUUUCGAAAUUCAUCUGGGAUCACGGAUAUCUCCAACCCGCUUCAAAAUUAGGGUACAACUUGACCUCGGGAGAUAAAGACCCUUCGAUGGGGCAGGGGCAGAUGAUUCGGAAAAUUUUCAAAAAUAUGACAGGUGGAUUCUUCGUUGAGUGUGGAGGUUUAGAUGGCGAGACGAGAUCAAACACUUUAUUUCUUGAGAAAGAGCUUGGAUGGAAGGGGCUGCUGGUCGAAGCUGAUCCAAAAAACUAUGCGUUGCUCAUGCAGAAACAGAGAAAAGCUUGGGCAUCAAACUCAUGUUUAGCAACGAAGCCGUAUCCUCACAAGGUCGUUUUUCAACAAGAUUUCAAUACUGGCCGAAUUAAGGACGACUCUUCCAAAUUGGUUCCAAAGCGGAAAAAGAAAAUGGAGGAAACUUUGGUGCAAUGUUUCCCAAUCUACUCGCUCCUUUCUGCCCUCUCAGUGACCACCGUUGAUUACUUUAGUUUGGACGUGGAAGGUGCCGAAAUGGAGGUGCUGGCAACUAUCCCGUUCGAUAAAGUAUUUAUUAAGACUUUGUCCGUUGAAUUUAAUCACGUAGGGGUGGGGAAAGAUGCCCUCAGAAAGGUGAUGGAAGACAAGGGAUAUGUCAUCGUGGGUCAAGUCAAACAUAGUCGGAAUUGGGCCAACGAUUUUAUAUUUGUGCACAACAGCCUUCAUCAACUCAUCGCAGCAGCGGCUGAAGAAGAACAAUAGUACUUUUAUUGUGUAGAUAGAUUAGUGAUGGUAAUAAAAAAUUGUACUGAAUUAAAUAA
Folsomia candida is the source of this 1194-nucleotide messenger RNA. RefSeq lists its product as uncharacterized. The record is from RefSeq and is a predicted model, not a curated record. NCBI's taxonomy places the organism in Eukaryota, Metazoa, Arthropoda, Collembola, Entomobryomorpha, Isotomidae. The transcript has 5 exons. Bases 182 to 1135 code for a protein of 317 amino acids.